AAGGAUGCCGACACAAUAGCGAGAAGCUGGAAAUUCUCGGUACCUGGAGAUCGGGAUCAGUUUGCGGCAAAAAUUCGCCGCUUACCAUCCGUAGGUGUACGAUGUGAUGAUGAUGGAGCACUGGCUUCGUUCACGGUGCUGGAUGCUGCUGGAUUCUUCAACAAUCAGUUCACUUUUGUGGAGCAUCGCCAACGUGGAUUGGCCGACAGAAGCGAGCUCAGACUGUGUCAAAAAGUUUGCUUUAACUUCUUUUGUGCCCAAAUUUGA
Molecule: messenger RNA, 267 nt
Organism: Gongylonema pulchrum
Lineage: Eukaryota; Metazoa; Nematoda; Chromadorea; Rhabditida; Gongylonematidae
Source: the annotation of a GenBank genome assembly